Pelobates cultripes (western spadefoot toad) is the source of this 762-nucleotide messenger RNA. NCBI's taxonomy places the organism in Eukaryota, Metazoa, Chordata, Amphibia, Anura, Pelobatidae. The record is from the annotation of a GenBank genome assembly.
AUGGGGGAUCCAGAGUCAAUAGCAGUGAGGUUUGCACUCUAUAAAUCUAUAGGGGAUCCAGAAUCCAUAGCAGUGAGGUUUGCACUCUAUAAAUCUAUAGGGGAUCCAGAAUCCAUAGCAGUGACGUUUGCACUCUAUAAAUCUAUGGGGGAUCCAGAGUCAAUAGCAGUGAGGUUUGCACUCUAUAAAUCUACAGGGGAUCCAGAAUCCAUAGCAGUGAGGUUUGCAAUCUAUAAAUCUACAGGGGAUCCAGAAUCCAUAGCAGUGACGUUUGCAAUCUAUAAAUCUAUAGGGGAUCCAGAAUCCAUAGCAGUGAGGUUUGCACUCUAUAAAUCUAUAGGGGAUCCAGAAUCCAUAGCAGUGAGGUUUGCAAUCUAUAAAUCUAUAGGGGAUCCAGAAUCCAUAGCAGUGAGGUUUGCAAUCUAUAAAUCUAGAGGGGAUCCAGAAUCCAUAGCAGUGAGGUUUGCACUCUAUAAAUCUAUAGGGGAUCCAGAAUCCAUAGCAGUGAGGUUUGCACUCUAUAAAUUUAUAGGGGAUCCAGAGUCAAUAGCAGUGAGGUUUGCAAUCUAUAAAUUUAUAGGGGAUCCAGAAUCCAUAGCAGUGAGGUUUGCAAUCUAUAAAUCUAUAGGGGAUCCAGCAUCCAUAGCAGUGAGGUUUACAAUCUAUAAAUCUAUAGGGGAUCCAGCAUCCAUAGCAGUGAGGUUUACAAUCUAUAAGGGAUCCAGCAUCCAUAGCAGUGAGGUUUAUACAUUGUAUCUUUAG